Molecule: messenger RNA, 561 nt
Organism: Coffea eugenioides
Lineage: Eukaryota; Viridiplantae; Streptophyta; Magnoliopsida; Gentianales; Rubiaceae
Exons: 2
Coding region: 1-561 (186 amino acids)
Source: RefSeq, a predicted model, not a curated record
AUGCACUCAGCAACAAUAAUUGCAAGUGGAAGAGGAGACACAACCACCGACAUUGAAGCUGUACGUGAGAAGCUGGUGACCGACCUCAAAGUCACGAUAGAUAAUCACCUGAAACUGAGGAUGUUCGAUGAUCAAGAGAAAGAAAAAAAAUCCCAUAAGUAUCGUCGGGAGGAUAACAAAAAACCCUUUGAGGAGGGGUUGCCCUGGAACUUGCGAAGUCGUCUGGCUAUCGGUAAGGCUGGGCAUGGUGUGUCAAACGUAGGUUUGUCCCCCGCCAUGCGGCAGUCACAGAAAUGGAAUGAUGGGGAGGCUAGCAAGAGUUUAGGGGGGCUGCAAAGGCCAAAGUUCUCAGCCACUCUUUCAAAGGAAGAGAUUGAGACCGACUUCUUGCUCAUGACCGGGGCAAAUCCACCUCGUAGGCCUAAGAAAAGGUCUAGGUCGCUUCAGAAGUCGCUUCAGAAACACCUUGAUAGAUUGUUUCCUGGUUCUUGGCUGAAUAUGAUAACACCAGAGAGUUAUAAAGUUCUGGAGCAUCUUGAACCAAAGGUUGAAAUUAUGUAG